Molecule: messenger RNA, 420 nt
Organism: Suhomyces tanzawaensis NRRL Y-17324
Lineage: Eukaryota; Fungi; Ascomycota; Pichiomycetes; Serinales; Debaryomycetaceae
Exons: 5
Coding region: 1-420 (139 amino acids)
Biological process (GO): vesicle-mediated transport
Cellular component (GO): Golgi membrane
Source: RefSeq, a predicted model, not a curated record
AUGAAUCUCGACAGUGUCAGCGGGCUGGACCUCAAUGGAGCCUUCAGAAUCGCCAACCUCUUAGUGGCUGGCUUAUCUGUGUUAUCAGGAUUAUCGCAACUCUUCAGUGGAUUGUACUUCGUUAUCGGGCUUUACCUCAUUGCCUUUGGUAGUGUGAUUGGUCUUCUUGAAUUUCGGGUUCCUGCUGAAGCCUACGCCUACGGGUCGUUCUUGUUCUCGUUCAUUGGCCGUGGUGUCUUCUAUACCUUCAUCGGUGCCAGCAUCAACGGCGCCAGUGCCUUCCGCAUAAUUGCUGGCUUGAUCGUAUUCGUCGUGGGCUUGGGCUACAUCGCCUUGGAAGCUGUCCCCAGCGUUUCUCCUCCUGAGAACAUGAAUCCGGAGGGAAUCUCUAUUGGCGUCAACGACGAGGACAUCAUCUAG